Saccoglossus kowalevskii is the source of this 1466-nucleotide messenger RNA. RefSeq lists its product as uncharacterized. The record is from RefSeq and is a predicted model, not a curated record. Lineage: Eukaryota; Metazoa; Hemichordata; Enteropneusta; Harrimaniidae.
GGCACACAGGUACCCAAACGAAGUGAACUAUAUUGUGCAUAUAUCUUUGGAAUCACAGUCAGCGAGCAACCACUACGAAAUACAGGGCAAGGAGGACAACUACAGAAAAGAAAUCGGUCCCGACAGCACGUUAGCAUUUCGGCAGUUUAUACACCAAGCUUUCGAACGAGACGUUAUUAACGAUACUAACUAUGGCAAGCGUUGGGUUGUGUGCGUGCCUCCUAGUUCUUAGUUGUAUUGCAGUCAAUGCAGCGCCAACAGUAGACAAACGAGAUACAUCAAAACGGGUAUUUUGGGUAGAUAAGAAAAACGCAGACCUUGAAAAAGAAGAUGACAAGAGAGUGUUCUGGGUUGACAAGAAAGACGCAUCCCAAGAUGAUAUAGACAAAAGAGUGUUCUGGGUUGACAAGAAAGCAGCAGCUGCAGAUAAUCAGAAAAGAGUUUUCUGGGUAGACAAGAAAAAUGCUGAUGCAGCAGAACAAGACAAAAGAGUUUUCUGGGUGGAAAAGAAAAAUGCCGACGCAGCAGCCGCAGAUCCAAACAAAAGAGUUUUCUGGGUUGAGAAGAAGGACGAUGACUCCAAAGCUGCAGAUGACAAACGAGUGUUCUGGGUAGAAAAGAAAGACGGCAAAGACCAGGAGAAAAGAGUUUUCUGGGUGGAGAAGAAGGACGACCAAGCCGAUAAAGAUAAACGAGUAUUCUGGGUGGACAAAAAAGAAGCAGACACGGCUGAUGCGUUAUAUGACAUGUCGAAAACUCAAGCAGAACUAAUCAUAGAUUGUUACACUAUCAAAUGCAUUGAACCGUUGAAGGAGUGUUCAUCAUCGUGCAACGAAAAGGACGGCCACCAACAAUCCUGCCUAGCCAGUUGUAAAGAGCGCCACGAUAGUUGCGUUGACAAUUGUGCAAAAGAAAUGAACUGACACUGAGGGCGCCGUCUUAAAUUCGAAGAAGAAAACUCAUUAUUGAAUUUGAUUUUCGCUUUAUCGUAUUUUUAAACUCCAUAAUCAUGGCUGGCCUUUUCGUAUCACUUUGUAACAAAAUUAUAGAAUCUGUACGCAUUCCCUGGUAAUCGUUGGUCAGUUAAAAUUUACUAACCCCAAAAUAUUUUCUUUAUAUUAUAUCGUUUUGAUGAACAAUUUUUGUUUUCUCUAUACUUUUCCGCAUGUAUAAAAACGAGAACUUCGCGUGAAUGUAAAUACCAACUCGUUAAUACGAUUGCAGAUCGAGCCUGAGAUGGGGGAAGUGACGUCACAUACGUCACUUCUAUAAUAUUUCUUACUACCAACGAUUUGUAAAUUGAUGUCAAUGUUUUCCCAUGUCAGGCUCUAUUUGUGACAACAUUAUGAGAUAAGAUGUCACGCGGUGUCGACGGUGAAAAAAAGUAAAUAGUAUAAUAGUUGUACACUGUUAUUAAAAUAUGCAACGUGAUUGGAUGUAAUAAAAUAAGUGUUAUCUUUUGAAAU